UCUCCAUUGCUUCUCUCAUUUGUUCUGAUUUGCAGGAGAGAUGGAGCUGGGCCUGAGCUUAGGAGAGGCUCAAAAGCCCUUCUCUUUCAUGCAAAAAACCAUCAAAACAAACCAACGGCUAGGAUUUUGCAUGGGGUUAGGGUUUGAGUCGAAUACAACAAUACAACAAGAAGAAGAAGAUGUUGAAAAAAGAGAAGAAACAGAUGAAAGAGAUUCUGCAGAUCCACCAGUUCAACUAGCCCUCCUCCCUCUCCUUCCUGCCACUCGCCACCCUUCUUCGCAUCAUCACUUCCCAUGGUCCGCGGGACACGAAUCUGGGGCUUCCGGUCGAGGUUUCGACGUUAAUCGCAUCCCAUCGGCGGAUGAGUUCAACGACGGAGCGCCAGCUUCUUCUCCGAACAGCGUCUCUUCGAUGCAGGUGGAUUUCUCGAUUUACAGAGGCGGAGGGAAGAGAGAUAGAGAUGCUGCUGGGAUUGAAAUCGAGACGGAGAGAGCGUCUUCGAGAGCAAGCGAUGAAGAAGAGAAUGGAAUGGCGAGGAAGAAGCUGAGACUAUCGAAAGAGCAGUCGGCUUUUCUUGAAGAAAGCUUCAAAGAACAUAACACUCUCAAUCCAAAACAGAAGCUUGCGCUUGCCAAACAGCUGAAUCUUCGGCCUCGGCAAGUAGAAGUUUGGUUUCAGAACAGAAGAGCCAGGACGAAGCUAAAGCAGACGGAAGUGGACUGCGAGUAUUUAAAGCGGUGCUGCGAGACAUUAACAGAGGAGAACAGACGGCUACAAAAGGAGCUGCAGGAAUUAAGAGCCUUGAAAACGUCUAAUCCUUUCUACACGCGGCUUCCAGCUACUACUCUCACCAUGUGCCCUUCAUGUGAGCGGGUCAUCACCACAUCCAACGGUGCAGAUGCAUCUACUAUUACUGCUGGUUUCGGUACUCCCGCGAAACACCGGUCCUUUCCCUUUUCACAGCCUCACCAGCCCGCGGCUUCUUGAGUGGUCGGUGGCUUUGGGUGGAUGUGUAAAUAGUCUCAUUUUCAGGGGCUUUUAUGUGGUUGUGUUUUGUCUUUUACUAAUAUGUUUUGGGAAAAGAUUGUGUGCGCUCGGUGUACACAGAGAGUCCGUGCGCACAAAUCUCCCACCGUCCCACAAUGAUGGGUGGGAAUCGUAUUCCGCGUUUAUAAAGUGCAAUUUUGAAAAUUCAAAUUUUAAAAUGCGUAUGGAUUCCCGGUAGAUGUCUUUAAACGGUGGGAGAUAUUGUGCGUAACAACUGUCCGUGCACGAUGGGCGCAUUGAAGUCGUGGUCAGGGAAUUGGAGGAAUACAGGAGAAAAUACGAAUACUAUACGUGUACUUUGUAUGAAUUGAACUGAAAUACAGAAAUUAUUUCUUUCUUUUGUUA
Messenger RNA from Magnolia sinica, 1393 nucleotides. RefSeq names its product homeobox-leucine zipper protein HOX11-like. The transcript is spliced from 4 exons. Gene Ontology annotation, molecular function: sequence-specific DNA binding; DNA-binding transcription factor activity, RNA polymerase II-specific. Gene Ontology annotation, biological process: regulation of DNA-templated transcription. Gene Ontology annotation, cellular component: nucleus. Lineage: Eukaryota; Viridiplantae; Streptophyta; Magnoliopsida; Magnoliales; Magnoliaceae. The record is from RefSeq and is a predicted model, not a curated record. The coding region runs from base 41 to 988 and encodes 315 amino acids.